Messenger RNA from Wickerhamiella sorbophila, 978 nucleotides. RefSeq lists its product as hypothetical. The coding region runs from base 1 to 978 and encodes 325 amino acids. The record is from RefSeq and is a predicted model, not a curated record. NCBI's taxonomy places the organism in Eukaryota, Fungi, Ascomycota, Dipodascomycetes, Dipodascales, Trichomonascaceae. The transcript has a single exon.
AUGAGAAACCGAUCGAACAAUGGAUUUAUUUUAAUUGAUUAUUAUCAGGAGCCUGCAAAAUGCGAAGAAUUUCUGCCGCCGUUGCCGCCGUUGCCGCCGUUGCCGCCGCUUCCGCUGCCACCGACACACCAACCGGCUGGUUCGAGAAUAAUGCACCAAGCUAGAGAUCAGAGGCUGCCGUCCCACGGCCCAAACUUCAGCCACCAGCAAAUUACCCAUCGGUUUCACUCGGCUAACACAGUGAAUUCGUUUUGCUCAACUUCCCCCACAAGCUCUACGUUCAAAAAAGUACCAGAAACCAUGAGUUGCUCCAGUCCUGGUCGUCCCAAGGCGGACAUGAGUUUGUCGGAGUCAUUCUGCUCAUUGGGUUUAGGCGGCCCUUCCAUUGCCAUACCACCUGAUCAGAGAAGCAGAGCAUUGUGGUUUCUGGAGACUCUUGGUAGAGCCGCGUUGCAAAUAACAGGCGUACAAAUUUCGCCGAAUGUUUUUCUCCCUCGCAGGUUCUGGAAGAUGGCAAUUGUUUCUCCUGAACACAUUCAAAUCACUGAACAUCGAAUAAAGGCCAUAAAGCGAGUGCUGAAGUAUCAAAGUUCUUUUGAAAAAUCUUUUAAGUUUCAUCUCAAAGGCGGUUCGCUCUUUGAACAUUUCUCCUCUCGCCUCAUACUGGCGAAACCUGAAGCCAUGUUAUCCCCACAUGAUCCAACACGUGUGAAUUCUGGCACUGGUGCUUCAACAGUAUUCAAGCGCCUCCCGUCUGGAUCAAUCAAAGCAAACUUGACUGUAAGAUAUGCGACCAUGGCUACUCAAUUGCUGGAAGCUGUCAAGCGCGAGUAUAGCUUUGGGCUUGAAACCCCAUUUGUCGACUUUGUUCUAGAGACAAUUACACCAUGUUUCGUGGAUGAUGUGUUCGAUCUACAUGCACUAUAUAUGGAUCACUUGCUAAAGAAAAUUGCCCCUGAGAUAGGAAAUUUAACUUGA